UAGAGGUCCUCUCGUAUCGUCGGGCCGCCAUUUUCUUUGUCAGUUCUGCGUUUUACAUUCCAGAGAUUGCAUCGAGGCAAAAUGUCGUCCGCAAGUGGUGACGAAAGCGAGAUUACUUUAAAUGAACCUGUACGCCGCUCGACGAGGUCCACCCGUGCACGUAAAACUGCCGUAGUGGCCAAGAAAUCUCCCGUCAAGAAGCUUCUGGCAAGGGCGACACAUUCCCCGAAAAAAGUUCCAGAGCUCGAGGAAGUCGAGGAGGAACCAGUCCUGCAGGAGGAAGUGGUUAUGGAGAGCAUACCAGAGAAUGGUGUGCAAAGAUUUGGUAACAUUAUCAUUGAACAGCCGGGCGAGGACGAUGGGUCUAUGUUACGCUUAGAAUUAGAAGACUCCAGCGACGCGACUGUUCAUGAAAUCAAUAUGAACCAAAGCGUGGAAAUAGCAGUUCAAGAGAGUGUACCUGAUUUAGAGGCGUCUGCCUCUCAGAUUGAUCAUGCCAACGUGGUGUCCGAUGCUAUGAUCGUAGAGGAAAGUAGUAUGGACAAAGUCGAUAUGUUGAAUGCACACGAACGAAUGGACGUGGAUGGACAAGAUGUCUCCAACGAUGGAACGAAUCAGCGCGUGUUGAUCGAUUUUCAAGAAGUGAUUAACGACGGUGGGGAGGCGAUGACCCAAGGGUCGGAAAUCCUGGAGACAGAGGAAGUUGAAUCGGAGACCGUGAUCGACGAAGGUACUGGAAUUGAAACCGUGGUGGUAGAUCGAGGAGAGAUGUCAGAAAGUAUGAAAAGAGUUACACGAAGAAUUGUGACUGACACAGACACGGUGCAAACGAGAGAAGGAAUGGAGAUGACGGAGGGCGAUUUGGAAUGCUCGCCUGAGAACUCGGUGAAGAAAACUGAGCCCGACACGGAAGCUGUGUCGGAGGAUGAAUUGCCUACUGAAGCUGCAGCGAAGGAACCCGAGACGGAAGCGGUGUCCGACGAAGAGUUGCCAGCAGCGGCUCCUGCGGAUUUGGGGGAGACCGAAUCAGUUUCCGAGGACGAACUACCGUUAGACAGCGAGAAGAAGAAGAAAGGCGGAGCGAAGGGGCUGGGCAAAAUUCCCGGGAAGAAGAGUAAAACUGAGGGCACGAAUAAACGUAAAUUGAACGCGGAGGGAGAAUACGAUCCUAGUUCCCCGACGUCUGAAAAUAACGACGAAACACCGGCUAAGAAAGUCGCGCUUCUCUUAACCGAGACGGACGCCAGUGACGCUAAACAAGAAGCUAAACCGGCGUCGCCAAAGAAGAAGACAUUGCCGGAGUUGGAAAAGUACUGGAAAGCCGUCAACGAAGAUCCAUCGGACUUCACGGGAUGGACGUACCUCCUCCAAUACGUCGAUCAAGAGAGUGACGCCGAAGCUGCGCGCGAGGCUUAUACCAAAUUUUUGGAGCGUUAUCCAUAUUGCUACGGUUACUGGAGAAAGUUCGCCGAUUACGAGAAGAAGAAGGGGAACCCCGAAAAUGUCCAAAGGGUAUUCGACCAGGGCUUGAAAGCUAUUUCGCUCAGUGUCGAUCUUUGGCUUCAUUACAUCAACCAUUGCAAAACUGUUUAUGAAAAGGACGAAGAGAAACUUCGGGAACAAUACGAAAGAGCGAUCCAGGCGUGUGGUCUUGAAUUCAGAUCCGAUCGUCUCUGGGAAAGCUACGUAAAGUGGGAAUUGGAAGGCAAACGUCUGAGCAGAGUGACAGCCUUGUACGACCGUUUACUGUGUACACCUACGCUCGGUUAUAUUUCACAUUUCGAUGCGUUUCAAGAGUUCGUUUCCUCAAACUUACCGAAUCGUAUUUUAAAUGUUGACGAUUUUCUUGCGUUACGUGCUGAGGUGAAAGCACUUUUGAAAUCGGAUGACAAUACUUCUACUUCAGCAGCGGACGAUGCACCGCCCGGAGAAGAACCGCCCCCACACGAACUUCCGCCAACCGACGAAGAAACCCGCGCCCUUAGGGAAAAGAUUAUUAGUAGCAGGCGCAAAAUGCACAAAGCAAACAUUAACGCGGUUGCUGCGAGAUGGUCGUACGAGGAGGGUAUUAAGAGGCCGUAUUUCCACGUGAAACCGUUGGAGCGAUGUCAGUUGAAAAAUUGGAAAGAAUACUUGGAUUUCGAGAUCGAACAAAAAGAUCAGAACCGAAUAAUUAUAUUAUUCGAAAGGUGUCUGAUAGCGUGCGCUCUCUACGAUGAAUUCUGGAUGAGAUUCGUUCGUUAUUUGGAAUCGCUGAAGGGUGACAACGUGGACAAAAUAAGAGACGUAUAUACCAGAGCUUGCAUGAUACAUCAUCCGAAGAAGCCAAAUUUACAUCUACAGUGGGCAACGUUCGAAGAGGGUCAGGGCAAUUUUGAGAAAGCGGCGACCAUAUUGGAGAACAUUGAUAGUGUGAUACCGAACAUGUUACAAGUAGCCUAUCGAAGAAUAAACUUGGAACGUAGGAGAGGCGAUUUAGAUAAAGCUUGUACAUUGUAUGAAAAUUAUAUUACCAAUAGUAAGAAUAGAGCUAUCGCGAAUAACAUCGUAGUAAAGUACGCCCGUUUUUUAUGUAAAGUGAAGAAUGAUGUGGACAAAGCGAUUAAAGUGCUGCUGAAGGCCACGGAGAAAGACAAAGAUAAUCCGAGGCUUUAUCUGCAAUUGAUCGACUUGGGUAUGCAACGAACCCCUGUCGAUACCCAGGAAAUCGUGGGAUACAUGGACAUGUUCAUCGAGCGUGAGCACGCCGAUCUCGAGCAGAGAGUGCUGUUCGCACAGCGUAAAGUAGAGUUCCUCGAAGACUUCAGCCCGGACAUACGACAAGUGUUGAAGGCGCAUGAACAAUUCCAGAAGUGCAUCAAGCAAGCGAAGGAACGAAAGAAAACGAAAAACGAUGACGCCAAAAUAGACACUUCUCCCCCGAAGAAAGUUAAAACCGAUCAAUCGAGCGUUCCGCCUCCGCCGUCCGUGAGUUCACAGUCGUCGUAUCAGUACAGCAGCGGCCCGAGCGGACCUUAUCAAUCUCAGCAGCAAUUUCAAAGCGGUCAGUAUGGCGGUCAAGGUGGAUAUCAGCAAGGCUAUCAACAGUAUCCGCCUCCGUCCGAUCCCAACUAUGCCAAUUAUCAGAAUUGGCAGUACGGGCAGGGUGGACCGCAAGCGUACGGACCGUACAAUCAGUGGGGAUCUUACAAUUACUAUUAGUGGACGAUACGAAGUUUCCCUUCUAUCAGCUUUCGUUGCGUUGCUGUAUCUAUUGUACAUUUUAUAAUCUUUAUUUUUUCGUCUAAGGAUAACCGAAAAAGAAACAGAAAAGAAACAAAAUUGUUCAAAGUUCCAAUGACACAUCAGUGACCUGACACGUAUAGUAAUAAUCCACACGUCUUACUGAUGUUCACUUUCGAAACGAACGAACGAACAAACAAACGGUCUUACACACGAAGUUCUUAAUCGAAUGCAACACGGUGCAGGAAACACGAAAGAAUCUUCGAUCAACGCCGAGUAACAGUUACUACUUGACUACAGUCGCGACACGACACGACACAUAAUUGAUAAAAAUUGCCAUACAGUGUGAAAGCAAGGUAGUACUUUACGUCAAAUAUUUUUCAACUACUCUGUCUGCAUCGUUGAACUUCUAAUUCUAUUUUAAUUUUAUUCCGUGACGUUUCGUUGUUUCUUCAACAGGAAUCUAGCAGUUCACGAACGUUGCCUACGAUUUGCGAUAAGUAUUGUUUUCGCGUACUUAGCCUAGGACGUUAUGGUCUUUUUUCUGGUCUGCCGAUGUGCGUUGUACGUAUUGUUUACGAAAGAAAAUAUGUAAAGACAGUACGUAGCCGCCCUUCGUGAGGCGCUCAUGGAAUGAACACUGUUAACGUUUGUCAGCCAACUUUUACGAUAUGAAUUACUUGAGGAACAGACAUUAACUUUGUAUGACUUGCGUUCUGUUACAAGGAUUAGGCUCGUUUAGGUAUUUUACUUUUGAAUUGCAAGUGCACAUUGUUUUGUACGUUGGAAUUUUGCAUUUGUAAGUAAAAUUGGAACACUCUGUCGUGCGUAUAGAAGUCACAUACAUUAAAAUGGAAUUGAUCAAAAGAUUUUACUGUAUGUGAGAUUUUAUAAUAUGCAAUAAACAAAAAUUUGUAUAAACAGAUCUGACAGGCACGGAGCAAUGCUUGUAUUGAUUUAGAAUUCAAUGUGUAUUUGUCAUUGUCGAAAAGAGAAAUAUCAGUUUUAUUUCAGUCGGAAUCGACGUUCGAAUUCAUUUGCCGAUUAAAUUAAUGGCUUUAAACGA
This is a messenger RNA of Ceratina calcarata, 4288 nucleotides long. It is a transcript of the gene Prp39, whose product is annotated as pre-mRNA processing factor 39. Bases 82 to 3201 code for a protein of 1039 amino acids. The record is from RefSeq and is a predicted model, not a curated record. The transcript is spliced from 12 exons. Gene Ontology annotation, cellular component: U1 snRNP; U2-type prespliceosome; commitment complex. NCBI's taxonomy places the organism in Eukaryota, Metazoa, Arthropoda, Insecta, Hymenoptera, Apidae. Gene Ontology annotation, molecular function: protein binding; pre-mRNA 5'-splice site binding. Gene Ontology annotation, biological process: RNA processing; mRNA 5'-splice site recognition.